Molecule: messenger RNA, 1104 nt
Organism: Knipowitschia caucasica
Lineage: Eukaryota; Metazoa; Chordata; Actinopteri; Gobiiformes; Gobiidae
Source: the annotation of a GenBank genome assembly
AUGUUGUUAUGGCUGGUCAUCAGGCCACGUGACCGCCUGCCCUGCGCUGUGUCCGGGCAGCGACUGCAGAAGUACGAGUGGAUCAUGUGUGGAAGAACCGCCUGCACCCUGGCCCCCGAUGAGAUAAGCCGAGCCUGCACCUACAGGGACCGGGGAGGACAGAGGAGACGGCCCCGCUGGAGGGACGGAGAUGCAGACCAGUACAGACCGUCCUACAACAAGAGCCCCCAGUCCAACAGCCCCGUGCUCCUGUCCCAGAGGCAUUUUGAUAAGAGCGCUCCAGUGGAUGAGUGUGUCCUGACCUCGAUGCGAUGGGGCCUCGUGCCGUCGUGGUUCAAAGAAAGUGACCCCAAAAAAAUGCAGUACAGCACCAACAACUGCCGCAGCGAGAACAUCCUGGAGAAGAAGACGUAUAAGGACCCUCUCUUAAAGGGACAGCGCUGUGUGAUUCUCGCUGAUGGUUUUUAUGAGUGGAGGCGGCAGGCGAAAGAGAAGCAGCCAUUUUUCAUCUAUUUCCCUCAGAGUCAAGACGCUGGAGUUAAAACAGAAACUGAGGAUCAAAGUCAGGAAGGUUCCGAGGAAGUGAUCUCAAACCAGGACGCAGAGUGGACGGGUUGGAGGUUACUGACGAUGGCGGGUCUCUUCGACUGCUGGACGCCUCCGGGAGGUGAACCCCUUUAUACCUACACUGUGAUAACAGUGAACGCUUCUCCCAAUCUACAAGACAUCCAUGACCGAAUGCCUGCUAUCCUCGAUGGGGAGGAAGAAGUGAGAAAAUGGCUUGAUUUUGGAGAAAUAAAAUCCCCUGACGCUCUUAAAUUGCUUCAGUCUAAAAACAUUUUGACUUGUCACCCGGUGUCCUCCAUCGUCAAUAACUCCCGCAACAACACAGCAGAGUGUCUCCAGCCCGUGUCUCUCCAGAGCAAGAAGGAGCCAGAGCCGACCGCCAGCAGCAAGAUGAUGAUGGGUUGGCUGAAGAGUGGAGCCCAACAGAAGAGGAAAGCUGAGAGUCAAGAGCAGGAGAAACCAAAAACAGAAACCAAAAGUGCAGGGCUCCUACAGCAGUGGCUUCAUGGGACCAGCAAGAAACCAAAUGUGCAAUAA